Molecule: messenger RNA, 1440 nt
Organism: Rotaria sp. Silwood2
Lineage: Eukaryota; Metazoa; Rotifera; Eurotatoria; Philodinida; Philodinidae
Source: the annotation of a GenBank genome assembly
AUGGCUUCGAAAAAACCAGACACUCAUUUACCAAGAAAUUCAGAUAUAUCUGCGGAAGCACCAACACGAAAUAUUGGAUCCAGCGACUCAUCAACAAACAAUGAUAUUGUCACACGUACACCAAAACUAUCAUUCAACAUGCCUGCAGACUCAUCAUCACAAAUGUGCUCAUAUCCCGUUAUGGCGUUUGGUCUUCAUCGUUCCAAGGAUCCGAAAAUACCACAGCUAUUCAAACAUCUAAUGUCUCUUCCUCCUAUGGAUAAAAAUGGAUCAAUGAGUGGUAAAUGUGAUUUUGAAACCACUCAAAUGGAAAAAUUUCUUUCACAAGCAUUCGGUUUUCAAAAUAUUCCUGGACAAUAUAUUGUUCAAGGUGUCAAAGCGUUUCAAUUAAACAGAUCGCUAUAUUCAAUGAAUCCGAGUAUUGUAAUUUAUUUUCCCAGCAAGACUGCUACUGAGUCAUUUGCGAUGAGUGUGCAAGAAAUUCUCGAUUGUCAACAAUCAUAUAAAGUUUAUGCUGACAAAACUAUUAAGGGUAUGAAUGAAGAAUUUCUUCAACGAGUACUACAAGGGCAGAGUAAAUAUGGAGAAGAAGCAUUUCUCAUGAAAUUUGUUGUUCGAAUUUCAAAAUGUCCUAUCUUGAUGGAAUUUGAUGCUCGCAUAAUACCUCGUGCACCACAAGAAGAAUGGUCACACCGAAUUAAAUUAGUUUCAGUAACUGGUGUUGAUUUUGCUGGGCGGAUACAUGAUGUAGAUGAUAUUCAUACCUAUGUAACGAAUUGGCAAGAUAUUUAUGAGAUCGAUCGAAAUUCGGGUUUACCACUAGUUUAUAAUAGAAGAGAUUUUCAUCGGAGAGCUAAUGGUCCACGAGGAAAACUAAACACAGAUCGUCUUCAAAAAGAUUUAAUGCGAAUGGCAAGACUUCGACUACGAGCAUGUGAUUAUGAAGAAGUACAAGUUGUAGUCGAAACAGGUAUUGGACUUGGUGUAUUUGCUGGUACAGCUAUUGGAAUCGAUGAAACAGUGCGAGCACUUUCUGCAUUUGCUAUUGGAAAAGUACUUGAAGAAGAUGGGCCAACUUAUCGAAACAUACAAGCCGUUGUAUUCGCUCUACCUAUUUUCGUUGGAAGCUAUCGAAAUGAUAAAAGACAAGAUACGUAUCAAGUCUUUGUCGAUGAAUUCAAUCGAAACAAUUACAACGGCCAUAUUCCUGUAUUAAUUGCUGAUCAAGAUAUGCAUCGAUUAACUGUCGCGAUUGCUCGUAUGGGCUUCAACGUUUCUGAGUUGAAUCCUGCUGAUUCACAUGGUGUAUUUGGUGAAUAUUGGCAAAAUCGAGGACCGGGCGUGGAAGAAAAAGUAGCUUUAACUACAAUGGGUCUACUUGUACAACAUCAUGUUAUUAAUCCAUGCGUGCUUGAUCAAAACCAUUACCAUCUUAUUUAA